AUGCCAGCCUACUUGGAAGAUUCGGGGCCUGGCCUCGUCACGUAUAGAUUCCUCGUCGACACUAUCUUUGAGUCCAUGUAUGUUCCGCCAUGGUGGCCACGGCUCGCAGGUCUCUUGGCCGACCUGGAGUCAGGAAACACAACCGGGGCGCUGGAAAGAAUGAACAAGGAAUGGUGGAGCACCGACCCCGGUGUUGCCUUCAAAGCGAUGCUGCCUCCGGCCAACGAUGAACUCGUUAGCAUGGUCAUUUGCCCCGAGGGUUACGACCAACCUCAGCCCGAGAAUCUAGAGUUCUGGAAAGCUAUAUGGCAAAACGCAACACACGCUUCUUGGAUUUCCGGAGAUAUGCGCUUCUACUACGUCUUUCCAUGCCGCCAGUUCUACAAGUACUGGCCGACGCCCGCCGAGGUGUACCGAGGUGGUCUCAGCAAGACACUAAAGAACCCUUUGCUGCUCAUCUCCGAGACUCAUUAUCCAGCCACCCCCUUGCGUCACGGGCGCCGACUCCGCGAGGCUUUUGGUAGCGACAACGCUCGGCUCAUUGUGCAUCAUGGGUACGGACACGGCUCUCACCUCGACCCAUCCGACUGCACUGAUGCAAUUGGCCGAAAAUACAUUCUCGAAGGCAUCCUCCCUGAUGCAGACGAAACACACUGCAGCGCCAAUGCUAAGCCGUUCAGCCCCAGUUACCAAAGUGCUCUUGAUGAGGCUGAGCUAACCUGGAACCUGCGGAUGACACGGCAUUGA
Akanthomyces muscarius is the source of this 747-nucleotide messenger RNA. RefSeq lists its product as uncharacterized. NCBI's taxonomy places the organism in Eukaryota, Fungi, Ascomycota, Sordariomycetes, Hypocreales, Cordycipitaceae. Bases 1 to 747 code for a protein of 248 amino acids. The transcript has a single exon. The record is from RefSeq and is a predicted model, not a curated record.